This is a messenger RNA of Hypoxylon trugodes, 654 nucleotides long. RefSeq lists its product as uncharacterized. The coding region runs from base 1 to 654 and encodes 217 amino acids. Lineage: Eukaryota; Fungi; Ascomycota; Sordariomycetes; Xylariales; Hypoxylaceae. The record is from RefSeq and is a predicted model, not a curated record. The transcript has 2 exons.
AUGUCGGACCCUAUUUCCCUUGGCCUUGCGAUUACACCUUUAGUUAUUGAGGGCGAGCCCCUCGUAGAGGCUGUCAAACGACUCAGGACUCGUGUAAAAAUUACACUCAAUCAUUCGAGUUAUAAUGAAGCUCUAGCAAAACUGAAGGAGUCAAAUUACGAUUUAAGAGACAUCCGAACUCACUUGAAGGAACUUAACUCGCAAGGCUCGCAUCCGAGCACGCCGACAACUGAGGUUGCGCCAGCGUCAGCAUCGAUAUCGGCUUCUCCCGAACGGGAGGAAACACGAAGAGUGGGGUUGGCUGCCCAUGCUCUCUACGAAGUUAUGGGCACUUCAUGGGUAUGUGAUAUACAAUCACAUCGCCGCCAUCUUGUGAGGCUCUUUGUGAGUACUAGAGUUGAGGAAGACGUACAGAUGAACCUUUCGUUAUCUGGCGACCAUCGUCAUCAGCCUAGCUAUGAUUUGUCCGUCCCAUCGCUAGAACACGGGACACUUAGUGUCGCUCGACCGAUCGAAUUCCCUCUAUUAGUUCGAGCCUCCAUUAUUAAUAACUCCCUGGCGGCUGGGUUGGGCCCUAUAGAUGUAAAAACUUCAACAGAGUCUCAAACCUCUAAACGAAGAAAGGUUGUGCGGGUCGAGUUCGACAACGGCUAA